CCUCUCGCUUCGUCGUCCUCACCGUUGUUGUUUCGAAACAGAGCUAACUUCACCAAGAAUCUCUCUGUUCUGCUUUGGUCGGAGAACUGUUAUCAUCAUGGUCGGAGUUCUUCUGGGUUUGCCUGGACAGUGGGCAGAAGACGAGCUCGAGUCUUCUGAUCACUACACAACUAAAAUCGGAGGUCUUCCGGAUUGGCCGCUAUUACCAGAUGAUGUAGUGAAACCAGAGCUGCUCAAUUGUUGUUCAUGUGGAAGUAAACUCUCCCUUGUAGCUCAGGUUUACUCCCCAAUCUCAACUGAAGAAGAGCGUACGCUCUAUAUCUUCGGUUGCUUGAUGCCUAAAUGUGGAGCUUCUGAACAAAGCUGGAGAGCUUUAAGCGUCCAGAAAGCUAUAAAGGAGAAAGAAUCUACUGAAACAGAGGAUCUUCCUGCUGCCUCACCUAAGGAUACACCUUCUAAAACUCAUUGGUUAGAUGAUGAUGAUGAAGAUUUUGAUUUUGAGAGUUUAGCUAAAGCCAUUGCGGAAGCUGCUACUACCGUUGCAUCCAACUCUAAGAAACCGAAGAGUAAACCGAGCGGCAGUGCUAGCUCAGGGACUAAAGCAAAGCCUUCACCUUUGAAAUCAGUGGAUCAGGUUAAAGUGGAGACUGGUCCGGUGCUUCCCUGCUUCUACAUUUACCCAAAGGAAGAGAAAGUCUCGAUAAAAGAUGUGGAUCGUGUCUCCAUGAGUUACUCUUCUAUGUCCAUUAAGGAUAAAGAACCAAGCAAGAACGAUGAGAGUGAAGCUGAAGAAGCUUGGGAGGAUGAGAAGUAUGAAUAUGACAAAGCUUUGAACGCAGACAGGACUUACCUCAAGUUCAAAAAACGACUAGAUGCGAACUCUGAGCAAUGCUUUAGGUACUCAUAUGGAGGUAAACCGUUGCUGGCCAGGGAAGACCUGAAGUCUCCUGAGAAGUGCAGACGUUGCGACUCUCCGAUGGUCUUUGAGAUGCAACUCAUGUCUCCUUUGAUAUAUUUUCUGCAUGAGGCUGUUGUUGAUGAAGGGCUGAAGCAAUCGUUGGAUAACUGGGAUUGGAUGACACUUAUUGUCUACACUUGUUCCAAGAGUUGUGCAACGGCUGUGAAUGGGGAUUGGGUUGUUGCUGAGGGGUGUAUAGCCGUACAGUAUGAGAAGCCAAUGAAUCUUGAUCAUGCUAGUUUCUUCAAAUGAAGUGAUUGGUUGAGAAGAUGUGUUGAAGUGAUUAUAGCUAAGAAUCUGGACAAACAUAUGGCAUGUGCCAUGGAACCCUUAAAGAUGAGGGAAGCUGUUCAAAAUUUUGUGUGUUUUUUUUGUUUAAACUUAUACGAGACAGAAACGAAUCUUUUUUCUAUGUAAUGUCUAAUUAAAAUAUUGGAUUGGUUUCGAUUAAGUU
This is a messenger RNA of Brassica oleracea var. oleracea, 1412 nucleotides long. RefSeq names its product probable 20S rRNA accumulation protein 4. The record is from RefSeq and is a predicted model, not a curated record. The transcript has 5 exons. Gene Ontology annotation, cellular component: cytoplasm. Bases 98 to 1210 code for a protein of 370 amino acids. Lineage: Eukaryota; Viridiplantae; Streptophyta; Magnoliopsida; Brassicales; Brassicaceae.